Durusdinium trenchii is the source of this 1054-nucleotide messenger RNA. NCBI's taxonomy places the organism in Eukaryota, Dinophyceae, Suessiales, Symbiodiniaceae. The record is from the annotation of a GenBank genome assembly.
GGCCACGCGCCAAGAGGUCGCUUGGCAGCCCGAGGGGAGCUACAAAGUGCCUGUUGCAGAGAAAGACGCGCUCCCGCAUGCGAGCGAGGGCCAAAGGUCUUUGUCAGAGGUACAAGAGAGCGCCCAAUUUUUGGUGCAAGAUGCCAUGGCAAAAGCUAUCAUGGAAAGUCUUCUCGCCAAAGCCGACUUGCCACAUGAGACCAUCGCUUUGAUCAAUCUUACUCCCUACGACGGGAUGUUGGAGCGGGCUACACGUUCAUGGCAAGAGUCCAACCCAGGCACCAACAUCAACUUCAGGUCUUUAAGCAUGACAAAGAACUUGAGCACUGCACAGUUCGUGGAGAAGACAGUAGCACUAGAGUUGCUUGAGGAAUGGAAGUCUGGACAUGCUCGUUUCAAAGACGUCCGUGCAUACGAGCCAAAGCCACCAGCACAAGCGCCCAACAGCAAGUUGGAGCUGUCAUCCUACCCAUUGCGGCUUGCAAAGGUGGAGUAUGAUGCCACGCCAGGCAAGCGUGGCUGGGAACGUUACAAGGUAUCACUCCCAGCUUCCAUUCGAGCCAGGCAUGUGGAGGACGUUGUCCACGGAGCUGACUGGAAACAACUCCUGGAACAAUUUGACUCAAGGUUUAAUGACUCAAGUUUGUUCCACUUGAGUGCGAAGUCUUUGGAGGUUGCACCUGCGGAGCCGGUCGAGCAAGAGGUCUUGGAACCAUGGGACGAGCCUCUCACGAUGGAGGACCUCCUUGACAAAUACAUUUUGGAAAGCAAGAUGAGCGGUCGCGUGGCAAAUACGACCCUGGUAUUGACGAGGGCGAAGCAGCGCGAUGGAACAGUGAGCCAAAUUGUUGAUGGUCAACAAUUCAAGCUGUUUCUAGAGACUUGGCUUACUGUUGGUCUGGAUCGAAUUUCCAACCCGUCCAACUUUCGCGCGUGUCAAUGGGAACAGGUAUAUGUCUUUCGCCCUUUAGCAUUUUGGCCCAGGUCUCCUUCUCUGAUGUCACCUUGGGGACUGGUGAGUUUCAAAUUGCCCACGGUUCGAGCCGAUUUAUGA